Messenger RNA from Penaeus vannamei (Pacific white shrimp), 1516 nucleotides. NCBI's taxonomy places the organism in Eukaryota, Metazoa, Arthropoda, Malacostraca, Decapoda, Penaeidae. The record is from RefSeq and is a predicted model, not a curated record.
ACCCGGCAGUUUUGACGGCGCGGCAGUCGGGAACGGUCUGACAGUUCCUUCGUGCGAGUCCCGCGUGUUGUUGCAGCGCCUUUGCACGCUUGCAACGAGCUCUCGGCGCCGAGCACGUGUUUCGUUUGCAACUUCGCGAAUGCAUCAGUUGUAGUGCGGUGAAACCGAGGAUGAUGGAAAAGUACUGAAGCUGUGAGCCUUCGAGCGCAGGGAAGCUCGGCGAGUGACUGAACCGAAAUUCCAUAACGGCAGCCGCAAAGGUUCGUCUUUUGGACAUAAACUUGUUAAUGACUCGCGGUCGAACCCGCUUGACGGUUCUUUGGCGAGGACCCGCUCGGUUACUGUUCCUGCUCACUGGGACACCUGCCUUGCUACUGCGACCGCGGAACUAGAGCACGAGGGACGACGCCCAUACCCGCUUGGCUCGCCCGGAGAGGCGUGCAGAGGUGCCCAUAGAACAGGACGUCAUUCUCCUACCAAAAGAGAGAUCUGAGUGCCUACGCCCAUCAAGCCCGCCCCCCCCUCCAUACAGCCGGAGGGGGCGCCACUCCCUACAUCUGGCGCGGCGGCAGUACAUCCCCGGAAACCUAAUAGGCAGUAGAGGCGGCAGUGCGUCCCGGCAGGACCAGGGGGAUUCGCCGCGCGCCGUGACACAGUGCCGUGGCGUGAACAAGGAAGGCAACUGGAGGUUUUGAUAGAGUUAUGGUUUUAGUGUGCAAUUAAUUGGAAAAAGAACAAUAAGUGGGUUUAUUGUGGCGGCGAACGGAAGUACGUUUUUGUGAUCUCGAGUGGCUGGCCUGAAAAUCCAUUAGCCGAGGACUGUUCCUUGCCUGUAGAACACGUGCAAAGACACUCUUCCUCCUGUUGGUGAUAUAUAUAAAAGGAAAGACCAUACGUUCCCUGUGCCAGGAUUGCUAUGGUGGGUGAGGUGUGAUUGCAGAGGCACCGAGGAACCCGCAAGCACCACACGCACUCUUGACGGAUAAAACGCACGCACAGGGGCCCCGGGCUUGAUGGGGCCGUCGUAACGCACACUGUCUUCACCCGGUGCCCUUCCACGCGGAAAAUGCUCUUCAUCUACAGCCACUAUCACGGUCUGCCCAUCAUCCAGGAGCUGACCCACAAGUAUGGGCUGCAGGCGGACUUCGGCGAGGCGACGCUGGGGCAGAAGCUGGAGGAGCUGCGGGAGCACAUUCGGAAGGAGAUUCGCAAGGAACUCAAGAUCAAGGAAGGCGCCGAGAACCUCCGGAAGGUCACCACAGACCGGCGAGCGUUUCAGGACGUGAGCCACAUGGUGAAGGAGGCCAACUCCAAACUCUCGGCCCUGCAGCAGGAGCUCCAGGAGCUCGACUCCCAGAUCCUUCUGACGCAGGGCCAGGGCGGGGCCUCUCUCGACUCCUCCUUCAGUAAUAACUUAGGCAAUCUAAAAUAUUGUAAAGGGCCCUACGGCCUCUUUUAUAUAUGGGUUGAGGUCUCUCCUCUUGGAAAUUAUAAGGGCCAGAAAAGAGGACUUUAA